AUGCGACAAGCCACCCUAUUCCUAACUGCGAUUUUUGCCGCCUUUUGGAACUAUUCAGCGGCUACCUUUCAAACUGGUAACCUUUCUGCAACGAUGCCGUGUUGUUUGGAGAGCCUCGGAAUCUCGACGUGUGCUAGACUGAAGAAGCGUGGACUAUGGUUUUACCACAAGUGCCAUGAAGAUGCCGAUUUCGCGAUUAUUCAAUGCUGUCAUACCUGCAAAACCAAUGUCCCGGAACUCGGCGCCAAGCUUUUCGCCAAAUCCACGAAAAGUAUCCAGUGCUUUGACAGACAUGGGCCAGUGUUUUGCAACAAAUUCCUCCAACCGGAUGAAAUGACCGGGUUGUCAAAGUGCACUGGAGCCAACGCCUCAUUUGGAUUUCGGCUGUGCCGUCGCUCGUGCGGCUUCUGCGAGCCAGACAUAUACAUCAAGAACCGACAGGAUCAACAGUGUCCGGUUAUUGGA
This is a messenger RNA of Mesorhabditis spiculigera, 465 nucleotides long. The record is from the annotation of a GenBank genome assembly. Lineage: Eukaryota; Metazoa; Nematoda; Chromadorea; Rhabditida; Rhabditidae.